ACAAGCAGCGGUACAAAAAGAUUUAUCACUGUACUUUCAACAAGAAUAAUAAAAAAGGAAAGGAAAAUAUUAAAUACAUUAAGAAAAAAAAGUCAAUGUAUAUAAAUAAAUAUAUUUACAUCAUUAGUAACCAGAGUCACAGAUUUGGUGUGAAUAUCUGAGUGGUUUCUCUUGGAGUCAAAGCAGCGAAACAUCGGAUCUCUUGCAGACGGCAGGAAGUGGAGGACCAAGUUUGGAAAGAUGUCUGAACUCUGUGAGCUGAGAUCGCAGGUGUUGAGGCGACAAACUGCAGCCGCCGAGGAGACGCUGGCUCUGCUGGAGGAGACGCUGGCCGAGUACCAGCUGCAAAACUCUCACCUGAGACUGAAGGUGGAGAGGCAGCAGAGGCUCCUGGACGCCAUCUUGCUGCCGGAGGUGCGACUGCACAGAGUGUGUCAAGAGGAGGUUCCCCCUGAGCAGCAGGAGCCGACCCCCAGUCUGGAGCCAGCGCCCCAACACAUUGAAGAGGAACAGGAGGAACCCUUGCCCAAUCAGCAGGGAGAGCAGCCUCAGGAUAUCACCAAGCUGCUGUUCACUGUUGUCCCCGUGAAGAGUGAGGAUGAUGAAGAGGAAGCUCAGUGGAGCAGAGACGCCCGCCGCUCCACUGGACAGAUGGAAGCAGAAGAUGGUGGAGAAGAACGAGCCAGGAACCCAGAACCCUCCUCUGAGGCUGAGACUGAGGACAGCGAUGACUGGGACGAGACCAGAGAAGCUCAGUCAGGUUCAAACCCACCGAGUGACGUCCCUCUCAGUCAUGACAGACCUGAUGUUGGAGAGGAACCAGCUUCCUGCUCCAAGACCAAGGACACAGGAAAGAGUACAUUCCCCUGCUCGCUCUGUGGUAAAGGUUUUUCAACGAAACAAAGCCGCAGAAGACACAUGAUAAUCCACACUGGAGAGAAACCGUUCCCCUGCUCACUCUGUGGUAGAGGGUUUGCAACGAAACAAAACCUCAGAACACACAUUAUAAUCCACACUAAAGAGAAACCGUUCCCCUGCUCACUCUGUGGUAAAGGGUUUGGAACGAAACAAAGCCUCAGAAGACACAUGAUAAGCCACACUGGAGAGAAACCGUACCCCUGCUCUGUGUGUGGUAAAGGGUUUACACAGGAAGGAACCCUCAAGCGUCACAUGAGAAUCCACGCUGGAGAGAAACCGUUCAUCUGCUCCAUCUGUGGGAAUGGUUUUUCACGGAAAGGAGACCUCACACGACACAUGGGAAUCCACACUGUAGAGAAACCAUUUGUCUGCUCCGUCUGUUGGAGAGGUUUUUCACAGAAAGAACACCUCAACACACACAUGAGAAUCCACAGUGGAGAGAAACCAUUCAUCUGCUCCGUCUGUUGGAGAGGUUUUCCACGGAACGGAGACCUCAAACGACACAUGGGAAUCCACGCUAGAGAGAACCUGUAGAGGCGCAGUCCUGGGUGUAUGUGUGUGUAUGUGUGUGUGUGUGUUAGUGGUGCAACGGAUCAUCGUUGAUCCAUGAUCCGUACGGAUCCCUCUCCACGGUUCGGCACGCACGUGGUCUGCGGAUUGGUUGAUAAAAAAAAAAAAGUUGUGUGCGUUCACGUGAAGGGCGCAUGUGCAAUCCACACUGGUCAAGCGCUGCGGUAAUCAUGG
Messenger RNA from Myripristis murdjan (pinecone soldierfish), 1662 nucleotides. RefSeq names its product zinc finger protein OZF-like. Gene Ontology annotation, cellular component: nucleus. Gene Ontology annotation, molecular function: sequence-specific DNA binding; DNA-binding transcription factor activity, RNA polymerase II-specific. The coding region runs from base 241 to 1452 and encodes 403 amino acids. Lineage: Eukaryota; Metazoa; Chordata; Actinopteri; Holocentriformes; Holocentridae. Gene Ontology annotation, biological process: regulation of transcription by RNA polymerase II. The transcript has 2 exons. The record is from RefSeq and is a predicted model, not a curated record.